Habropoda laboriosa is the source of this 1659-nucleotide messenger RNA. It is a transcript of the gene Kal1, whose product is annotated as anosmin-1. Gene Ontology annotation, molecular function: protein binding; peptidase inhibitor activity. Gene Ontology annotation, cellular component: extracellular region; cell surface. NCBI's taxonomy places the organism in Eukaryota, Metazoa, Arthropoda, Insecta, Hymenoptera, Apidae. The record is from RefSeq and is a predicted model, not a curated record. Gene Ontology annotation, biological process: neuron differentiation.
AUGGAGCAGAGGAACGAUCGAAAAUACGAGAGAGACAUUGACCGAGAGCUAACGAACGUUUCACGGGACACGUCACUCCGCUUCCGGCGCUCCUGUUCGGUCCCUCUUCUAACCUGCCACGGAAGUCCUUUGACAUCCCUUGACAUGCCUCCAAUCGCUGGCUCGAAUUACACCGUAAAAUCGCGCAUUCAUCGUACAUUACCAGCUAUUUUGAAACAAUGGUGGCUUUGGUGGUUACUUUUACCACGAUGUCUCGCAUCAUGGACGAAAUACAUUGAAGAAUACGACUCUAUUAGAGUUGCUAGGUGCGAUGUUCGUUGCAGUGGUAAUUACCCUGAUCAAUGUAUGGAAAAAUGCUUGGGGUCUAAUUAUACAAAACCUGGUCAUUGUCCUGAUAAGGCAUCCAUGUCACCCUUUGAAGCUGUUUGUUUAGUUACUUGUGAUGACGACUCUCGUUGUCCAGAUUUAGCGAAAUGUUGCAAGCACGAAUGUGGCGUCACAUGUAUGCAUUCUAUCGGUUUAGACAAUAGAACUGAUUUACCUUUGAUUCCUGAAAAUGUACAAAUUAGACAACAGAAGAACAAUUUAGUUCAUUUAACAUGGCAUAAUUCUAAGACUCCACCUAUAAAUAAAUCGGCUGUAGAGAACGGUGUAAGGUAUUUAGUGGAAGAAAGACAUUUACUUGGACCAAGAUAUCUGGAAUCUAGAUUGAGCUCUUGGACGGUGCGUCAUGUUUCAACGAAAUCGCACGCAACACUUCGAGAACGAUUAAAAACUGGACAUUGGUAUCAAUUUCGUGUAGCAGCUAUUAACGAGAACGGCUGUCGAGGGUAUUCUCAGCCAUCUAGACCUUUUAAAACAAAAGAACCACGGAAUCCUAAAGAACCGCAAAACUUAACAUUGUCCGAUGCACGGCUAGUAGGUGGACAAUUGCGUAUCACUUUGAGAUGGAUUAAACCAGCCUCGGAUGUGCUAAUUACGUUCUACAAAGUAUUUUGGAGUCGUCUUGUUCAUGGUCCGACUAAUGACUCGAUUCUCCUUUACCACAAAACAGUUCUCAAAGAUAAAACUUGCUACGAAUUGAAAAACUUGGAGCUGAAGUGUCAGUACUUUCUUCAAGUGCAAGCUGUCGCAUUGUACGGAAAUCGGCGGUUAGCAUCGCGGAAGGCCUCAAAAGUUUUCAAUAGCACCGACUACAUGACAUACGCCGACGUCGGGACGCAUUCUCGCAGGUGCGAACGAUACCAAGAUGGACUUCAUCUGCGUCGAAUGACUUGUCACUGCGGAAAGGUCAAGGUACAUUUGGUUUGGCCAAUGUACCACGAAGCAAAGGCGUACAACGUCUCCUGGAGAGAGGAAUUCUGUUCGAUCUCGCAGGAAAAGCACUCAGCCCGUGAAAAGAAAACUUUCUGGAAAAUUACUCAGAUACCGUAUCUCGAGAUGCGACAUCUGCAAGGUGAAUGCACGUACAAUGUAAAUGUACGAAAUAUAUUCACCGAUAUGAACAACGACUCGCAUGGUGCCAGUAUAGAGUUUUUCACUAUUGGUUGUCUGAAAGUUCCAGAGGAGCACAAGGAGGGCAAACUUUUGCGCAAUAAAAUGAUACAAUGCAAAUCUAAAUCGUCGAAACACAAACGACACUAUGAUGGUUAUCUAUGA